CUCGCAUUGUUCUAAUCAGGGCAAAUUUUCCCAACCUCUGCAUUUCCCAAGACUCCACCUUUUCCAUCGUUGAGCUCCUCAAAUCCAAACCCGUAUCCUCUCUCUUUAGCUUCAGAGUUCAUAACAGUUUUCAAUCUCCACAAGACAGAAACCCAAACCCAGUGGCUCUCGAGUCUCGACUCUCAACUCUCGAGCUCUCAGUUCUCACAUGGCGUCUCUGAUAUCCAGCCUCUCCCCCACAGUUUCCCGGCUAAUAAUUCUCCGCAGGUCCAUGUUUCGAUCCUCCAUUAAACCCCGUAUAAUUUUACGACGACAUUUCAAACUGGGCAGACUUACACAACCUAUUCUCCUUGAUUUAAAUCACAAAGCCUCACUUUUCCCCGACCCAAAAGCUCAAACCGCAAGCGCGUUAGGCCAAGAUGAAGAAUUACUUAUGCUGGGAAUCGAGACUAGCUGCGACGAUACUGCUGCAGCUGUAGUUUUGGUUUAUUUGGUGAAAUGGAUGAUAAAGUCGGUUCGAAGCAAUGGUGAAAUUCUUAGCCAAGUUGUGUCUUCUCAGGCAGAACUGCUCGUCCAAUACGGAGGUGUUGCUCCUAAAAUGGCAGAAGAAGCGCACGCGCAAGUGAUUGAUCAGGUAGUGCAAGAGGCUCUUGAUAAAGCUAAUGUAACAGAGGAAGAUCUUUCUGCAGUGGCUGUUACUAUUGGUCCUGGGUUGAGCCUCUGCCUACGUGUUGGUGUGAGGAAAGCUCGGAAAAUUGCUGGUGCUUAUGCUUUACCCAUUGUUGGUGUCCAUCACAUGGAAGCCCAUGCUUUAGUAGCAAGGCAAGCCGAAAAACAGUUACAGUUCCCUUUCAUGGCCUUACUUGUUUCAGGUGGCCAUAAUCUUCUUAUUCUAGCUCGUGAUCUUGGCCACUAUAUACAACUCGGGACAACAAUAGAUGAUGCAAUUGGUGAGGCAUAUGACAAAACGGCAAAAUGGCUUGGCCUCGACAUGAGGAAGAGUGGGGGUCCUGCUGUAGAGGAGCUGGCUCGUGAGGGUCUCAAGACCCAAGUGAGGCUGGCUAUUGAAUCCAAAAACAUUGAUGCUUCAAUUCCCAUUGCCUCGGCGAAUAGUGAAGACAGAAAAGCUCGGGCUGAUAUUGCUGCCUCUUUCCAGAGAGUUGCGGUGUUGCAUCUCGAGGACAAGUGUGAACGAGCAAUUGAAUGGGCGUUGAAUAUGGAGCCUUCUAUAAAGUAUUUGGUGGUCUCUGGAGGUGUUGCCUCCAAUCAGUAUGUGAGGUCUCGACUGAAUCAGAUAGUUGAAAAGAAAGGCCUUCGACUCAUUUGUCCUCCCCCGAGCCUUUGUACUGACAAUGGUGUAAUGAUUGCUUGGACCGGAAUCGAGCAUUUUCGUAUGGGGAGAUACGAUCCACCACCACCCGCAUGCGAACCUGAUGAUGCUCAGCUUGAUCUUCGACCGAGAUGGCCAUUGGGCCAGGAGUUCGCGCAAGGAAAGAGUGAGGCCCGUUCAUUGAAGAAGGCCCGUCUUCAUCCAUCACUCACCUCUAUAAUUCAAGCGUCGGCUAAACAACAAUCGUCAUUAUAGUAUUUGUUGAAAGCUCGAUUAUGAUCUUCAGUUCAGUCUUAUGUGUAUCAUUAACAUUCAUUUAAAGAAAGGACUACUAAGUGUGAAAUGAUGAAAUUUUCAUUAGUUAGGGUCAUUUUACCUUCUUAAAUGUUUUUUUUUUCUUUUUUACUGGUAAUAUACAUGUUUUCAAGAAUUUUUUAC
Striga asiatica is the source of this 1768-nucleotide messenger RNA. The record is from the annotation of a GenBank genome assembly. Lineage: Eukaryota; Viridiplantae; Streptophyta; Magnoliopsida; Lamiales; Orobanchaceae.